AUGCACAUGACCUUCUGCGUUGGCUUUAAGAAUGUGGAACUGUUGUUUCCUGGCGUGGUGAUCAACACAGCUGGAGAAAUGGCUGGAGCUUUUGUGGGAGUGUUUUUACUAGCAAUGUCCUAUGAAGGACUCAAGACAGCCCGGGAGGGCCUGCCACGCACGUCACAACUCAGCAUUUGCUACAAUUCCAUGCCUGUUCCAGGACCAAAUGGGACCAUUCUUAUGGACACACACAGAACUGCUGGGCAGCAGAUGCUGAGCUUCCCUCGCCUCCUGCAAACAGUGCUGCAUAUCAACCAGGUGAUCCUCAGCUACCUCAUCGUGCUCCUCCUCAUGACCUGCAAUGGGUACCUCUGCGUUGCUAUAGCAGCAGGAGCCGGCACAGAGACUUUCUCUUCAGCUGGAAGGAGGCAGUGGCAGUGGACAUCACAGAGCAUUGCCAUUAACGUCAAACUCCAUGGUGUGGCCUUACUGAUUGCAGUGAAAGCAGUUCAAGACUGGAAGACAUUAUUCCUACUCGAAUCUCCCCUUCUUGCUCCUUCACUCCUUAUACACACGCCUUCUCAACAGAGGGUUAGCUUCCAGUCUGUGAGCUAA
Pipistrellus nathusii (Nathusius's pipistrelle) is the source of this 597-nucleotide messenger RNA. The record is from the annotation of a GenBank genome assembly. Lineage: Eukaryota; Metazoa; Chordata; Mammalia; Chiroptera; Vespertilionidae.